AUGGUUUUGCCUUAUGGUUUUGCUGUGGAGAUACCAUUUAAGAUCAAACUCAAACUUGGCGACAGAGGUUAUGAACUUCUAGAGAUACUAGACUAUUUGCCAAUAAAUGAAACAGUUAAGGACUCUGUGUGGCUUGACUUAAGCAGCUGGAAGAUGAAGCAAGCAACAUUUUUCCUUUUGUCACUCUUCCUACUUCUUUCCUCCACCACCUUGGCAAUUUCUCCUGCCCCUGCAGCAGCCCCAAAAGCCCCAGCAAAACUUCCCCCCACCCCAAAGGCCACAGCACCAUCACCAAAACCAUUAGUCCCCACAUUACCUCAAUCUCCGGACUCCCCUGACUCUGUCCCAGAUGACAUCACCAGAAUCCUCAAAAAGGCCAAAACGUUCUCAACCAUAAUCCGCCUCCUCAAAACUACUGAAAUCAUGAACAACAUCAACUCACAGCUCAUAACAGCAAAGAGUGGAGGCAUAACCAUUCUUGCACCAGAUGAUUCUGCUUUUUCCAACCUCAAAGCAGGCUUCCUGAACUCCCUAAACGAAGGCCAGAAAAUAGAACUUGUGCAGUUUCACAUAUUGCCAGAGUUUGUGUCCAGCUCAAACUUUGACUCUCUAAGCAACCCUGUGCAGACAGUGGCUGGUAAAGACCCUGCAAGGCUUCCACUGAAUGUGAAUGCAUUAGGUAACACAGUCAACAUUUCAACUGGGGUGGUCAAUGCCACCAUUCUUGGGGUAGUAUACUCGGAUAACAAACUUGGGAUUUAUCACGUGGACAAGGUGCUUCUUCCUCUAGAUUUCUUUGUAACCAAUAAGGCUCCAGCUUUGGCUCCUUCAUCUCUUGCAAAGGCUCCCAAAGCUGCUAAGGACAACUCUUCUGAGGACGAUCAAGACGAAACAAAUCAGGCUCAGAAUAAAUCAGGGGCAGUGAAUUUGGUUCGCAUUGGUGGAACAAAAUCAAUGUUAAUGGGGGUAGCUUUGAUCGCAGUGGCAACCAUGUGGAGUUGA
Messenger RNA from Sphenostylis stenocarpa, 1002 nucleotides. The record is from the annotation of a GenBank genome assembly. Lineage: Eukaryota; Viridiplantae; Streptophyta; Magnoliopsida; Fabales; Fabaceae.